AGUGAACAGUGAUGAUUAAAACAAGGACUGACUCAGGUACUUACAAAAGUCGUGGUUUUCCUAGAAAAAAACUGUUUUCAGCUCCUAAAUAUAUUAUUGUCGUAGAAGGGGAUGAAGCCGGUGGAAGAGGUGUGUCACUGUAUGGUACGGUGGAUUGGUCGGGUAACUCUUGAGCAAAAUCAGCUACUUCAGGAUUAGCUAUCUCCGUUUCUCGUCUUUAGAACAAAAGAGUCUUUAGAACAAGAAAAGAGUGAUGAAUUACAGCGAGUUACAGUUCUGGAUCUAUGAAAGAUUAACAAAAUGAUUAUGUUUCACCGUCACCGCCUCUCUGCGAUAUCCUCUGCACUGCUAUGGUAUCGGUACUGCAGUUCGCUGGAGACCGUCUUUUCUGUGGCCGGGGGACAAGAAGAUGGUGCAAAAGAUGUCGUUCCUGAUGAAGCUGCGACGACCUCUGUUCUUGAACCGGUGGAAGGCGAUACAGGAGAAGAUCAAGCAGAUAAAAAUAGCAGAUUUAAAUCCUCAUCCUCCACUACUAGUACUAGGACGGCUACGACGUCUAUCCCUGACGAAAGUUCAGGACCCACUGUUGAGCGUUUUAUCGUGAGACCGAGAGGGGGACGUCGGAAAAGGGCAUCGAUUCGUGCAAUUGACACUUCGCGUUCCCGCUCAGCAGUGGGUGGUGGGAGACCGAAUCCAGAAGUAUUACCUCCUUCUCCUGAGGUGGAGGUAGGAGUCCAACAACAGAAAGGUGAUCAAAAGCGUAACGAGGAAGAAACCAGUACGUCUCGCCGUCAACCUUCCACUUCUGCUCAGCUGCAACAAGCAGAACAACGAAAGAUACAAAAAGUCGACAAGCAAAAACGAAAAAGAUUUGGCACACCAGAGGAAGAUUUUGGAACUAAAUUAGAGCGUUUGGGUCGACGCGUUGCUCUCUUGGCCUUAAUGGGCAACGCUUUGGCCGGUAGACAAGGCCAUGGAACUGGGCAACGGGCUAUUCCAUCUCCAACAUCCACGUCGACGUCAGGAAGCUUGUCCACUUCCUCUUUGAACAGUCUACGUGCCUAUCGACGACGGCCAGUGGCGGCUCGUGCAAUGGCAAGUCGCGAUGGAUAUCCGCAUCAUCAGAGUGCUCCUCCUGGUAGUUUUUUGAAAGGAGCUAAUUUCUUGUAGUCACGUGAUGUAAGAAUUGGUGGCGAGGUCCCCAUUAAGGUCUAUGAAAUGACUCGUGGCCCUACUUCUAUGCCAAGGAAAUCUUUGGCACGAUCGUGUGUAAUCAAAUCUAGUAGACCCUUGUACAUUAAUAACUUAGCUUUUAGUGUCAGACACUAGUAUAGUACUUGUACUUGUUGUGAAUAACAGAGCGUUAUGCUCGUCUCUUCGACGCACAUGAACAUGAGAUCUUGUAGAAUUAUGCGUCCGCUAAAAUGCAAACGUUGAUUAAAACUAUUCCUAAGCAGUUUCUUACUCGGGAAU
Messenger RNA from Amoebophrya sp. A25, 1473 nucleotides. Lineage: Eukaryota; Dinophyceae; Syndiniales; Amoebophryaceae. The record is from the annotation of a GenBank genome assembly.